AUGCUCAAACUACUUUUCUGGUUCUUAGUCAUCUUUGCUCCAAUCACAGUUUUUGCUAAAAACAAGACGCACAAGUUGAAUUCAAUUCUAAAAGAAGUUGGACGAAGAUAUGUGGUUCAGGACAUAAAUGAGAAAGUUCUCGAUGGUGAAGACAAUACACAUUUGUUGAAUUCAUCAAAAGAAGCUUCAGAUUUGGCCGUUUCUGAUUCGAAUCAUAAUUGGGAAUUAGAACCGGAUGAGUUUGUCAAAGAAUUCAAAAAUAAGUGGGUGGAAUCUCUUACGCAGAAUAUUCGUUACUCUUCCUCUAUUCUGAAUCUAUACUGGGGAGAUCGGGCGAAAAAUAUCAUGAAUGUCGAGCUCGAUGACAUGGUUGCGAAUAUUUGUGACUCCGAAGUCAAGUUUAACAAAGUACAAUUCGAUAGAUACAUUUACAAACAACGCAAAUAUUACGAAGAGGUGACCGAGAGUACACCGUAUUCUUCCGAAGUUUUUGCAACGGGCAAAAGUACUAUCCAUAUGAUAUUUCGCAUUGAAUUGACCCAUCGGAUGGGAUAUAAGACAACUAUUACUUGGAAUAUUAUAGCUCGAAUUUCAACAUGGGUAAGCGUAAAUGGAUACGACAGGAAUUUCAAAAUAGCUAAUGUCACAAUCGGAGGUGGAUGUACGGAGUUUGGAGUUUUGAAUUUAAAUCACACAGAUUUAUUGGAUCGUGAGAACGCGUUGCAAAAACUGAAAAAGGAAACCAAUCCAGAAGUAAAAGCACUUUUCGACCUAUUCACACCGUCCUACAUGAAAUAUUACGAAGACUUUGAGAAUAAGAUUCCCAAGGUGUGGAUGCAAGGAUUUGAGAAGAGUCCAAGGAAUUUGAGAAUCACGGUUUGUGAUCAAAGGGAAGUGCAUCAGUCUCCUCGUUAUUCAGAAACACAAUUCCGUUCCUGGUACAAAAGAUUCGGACAGAUGUGGCAUCCGAAAAAGGGUGACAAAGAUUAUAUAAAGGUUCAAGUGUUGGAAGCAAACGAUGCCGGAAUAACAGCCAGAGUUACAAUGAGAUUGCAACCCGGUGCAAAUGAAACAGCUCUAACUUACGAUUUCGAUUUUAAAAUGGGAAUCCAAUUUAACGUCGGAUGUACCAAUCGAUGGACUGUUACAUGGUUGGACGUACUAUGUCAACCGCAUAUAGAUUUUAUGGAAGAGAACUACUUAUCAAUGCGUGGUCUUUUUAUGAAAGAACUGAUAAGCACUUACGAGGAAGAGGAUAACUGGUAUACAGCUUUGAAUGUUUUGAAGAAAUUCGAAAAGGAUCCAAUAACCACUUCUGUGUGUUUCCUUCCAACUGAUGUCAGAGAGGCUAAAAACGGUGUUUUCACAAACGACGAGCUAAUUUUACCGGCUGAAGAAAAGCAUACGUUCUCUGUAAGAUUUGCUUUGGGACAUCCUAGUACUGAAGAUAAGCCUACUGAACCUAUUGUUGGAACUAGAUGGGAGUUUCAAAUACAAUGGGACAAGAACGAUCAAUUCUACUACAUCUAUCACAUUGUAAUUGGGUGCGUCGACCGAAUUAAAAGCGAUGGAACAUUCAUGCAAAUACGGAGAAGAAUCAAUCUUGGUUUACAAGUUAUUGGUUGA
Molecule: messenger RNA, 1626 nt
Organism: Caenorhabditis briggsae
Lineage: Eukaryota; Metazoa; Nematoda; Chromadorea; Rhabditida; Rhabditidae
Exons: 7
Coding region: 1-1626 (541 amino acids)
Source: RefSeq, a predicted model, not a curated record